UUAUAAAGAUCAAGAAUUUGUGGAGUAUAUGCUGGAGUAAAGAUCAAGAAUUUGGGGAGUAUCUACCAUGGAAUUUGUGGAGUAUAAAGAUCAAGAAUUUGUGGAGUAUAUCCUGGAGUAAAGAUCAAGAAUUUGUGGAGUAUACACCAUGGAAGACACUCAAAGAAAUGAAAAUAAUUCACUCAUCACUGAGAAAGAAACUAAGCAUGAGCUAGACAACGAUUUUUUUGAUCGGCAUGAGCUAGACAACGAUUGCCAUGAUGAUGAUCUACUUAUUGCAUCACUUCCCAAAGAAAAGGGAUGGCUAGGUCUUGAAGAUCAUUUUUACCAAGGUUUUUGGUGCCCGGACAUCGUUAUUCGAGGAGUAAUGUCAGUCCAACAACACUUCAAAGCUCAAGACACAGACCUCAUACUCAUCACCAUGCCCAAAUCAGGCACCACUUGGUUGAAGGCCUUGGCUUUCGCCAUCGCCAACCGCCAUGACUACCCUAACACACUUUCUCAACACCCCUUGCUCACUUCCAACCCUCACAAGCUUAUCCCUUUUCUCGAAUUCAAUUCUAAUAAAGAAGGUUGUCAUAUUCGUAGCCUUCCCAUUGUCUCCAACUUUCAAUCCCCUACGGCUAAUAUUUUUUCCACCCACAUCCCCUACCAUUCAUUGCCCGACUCAAUUAAGAACUCUGGAUGUCGCGUUGUCUAUCUCUGUCGCAAUCCCUAUGAUGUCUUCGUCUCCACUUGGCACUUUGUGAAUAAGGCUAGAGCCGAGAGCUUGGGGCCUUUAUCAUGCGAUGAUGCUUUCGACAUGUUUUGUAGAGGUGUCAUGGGUUUUGGGCCCUUCUGGGAUCAUGCAUUGGGGCACUGGAAGGAGAGCUUGGAAAGGCCUCACAAGGUGUUGUUUUUGAUGUACGAGGACCUAAAAGAAGAGAUUACCCUUCAAAUAAAGAGGCUAGCAGAGUUUAUGGGUGUUCCAUUCUCUUUGGAAGAAGAAAGAAAAGGUGUGAUAGAAGAGACAUCCAAGUUGUGUAGCUUCAAUAAUUUGAGAGAGUUGGAGGUGAACAAAUCUGGUUCACUUCUACUAUUUGAGAAUAAGACGUUUUUCAGGAGAGGUGAAGUGGGUGAUUGGGUCAAUCAUUUGACGCCUGAGAUGGUUCAACGUUUAAACAAGAUCAUGGAAGAAAAGUUGGAUAAUUCUGGGUUAGUAUUUAAAACUAGUUUGUGAAAAAUGGUCAUUGUCAUUUCGUUGGUUGGAAUUACUACAAGUAAUAGUCUUGGGGUUAUAAGUCCCUUACAAGUUUGUAUUCUAUGUCACAUUUGUCUUUGGAUUAGAAAGAAGAUUAAUAAAAUCUUAUCUCAUCUCAUUUUUUGUUUGAAAA
This is a messenger RNA of Camellia sinensis, 1373 nucleotides long. The record is from RefSeq and is a predicted model, not a curated record. NCBI's taxonomy places the organism in Eukaryota, Viridiplantae, Streptophyta, Magnoliopsida, Ericales, Theaceae.